Aspergillus aculeatinus CBS 121060 is the source of this 1105-nucleotide messenger RNA. RefSeq names its product double-stranded RNA binding motif domain-containing protein. The record is from RefSeq and is a predicted model, not a curated record. The transcript has 3 exons. NCBI's taxonomy places the organism in Eukaryota, Fungi, Ascomycota, Eurotiomycetes, Eurotiales, Aspergillaceae. The coding region runs from base 488 to 805 and encodes 105 amino acids.
UGACUCCCCGCUUCCCAUAUCCCUCGAGGACUGUCCCGAUGGUUUUUAGAAAAUAAAAAGAAGUUCGAAACUCACGGCAAGAACCACCUGGAAGGGGCCACCGCAGAAAUUUCUUAUUGCUUAUAAUAUUCGUUUGGUUUCCCCAUUAUCACUAUCUGGUUGUUGAAGGCCCCACCGUCAAUUGAGCUCGUGGGUCGAAUCUCCUGGCCGUUUCGUGAUUGUCAAGCAGGACAAGACCCUACUUAACCCGAUUGAUUUAAUUAUCCUGUCGGUUGCGCUUUGCAUUUAGGCCCGACCCAACAUCCAGCAUCGAACCGGGACGACUGCUGGCUUUUGUUAGGUAGUCCGGAGAGUGAGAGAGAAGAAAUUGCUCCGCCUCAACGCAGCCCAGAAACCAAGCCCACUGUGGUUUGUGCCUGUCACUCCGUCCCGCCAGCAAGGGGAAAAAAAACCCGCCGCCAGCCAUUGACUGACGAGAAUCUUCACAAUGUCCGGUGCCCAUGCUUUGUAUCCGGACACUACGCCAUCCCAGGGGAAAACAUGGCAAGCGAGACUGGAGGAUCACUGCAAAGAGAGCGGUGUCCCUGGCCCGAAUUUCGUGAUUGUCUCCGAUCGUCGAGGAGGUCGCACGGCCUGGUCCAGCUCGGUCACCGUCAAAGGCAUGUUAUUCAAGGCUCGGUUUUGGUACGAUGGCAAGAACCUCGACAAUGCCCGGGAAGACGCCGCCGAAUUGGCCGUGAACUACUUCCAGGGGGGGAAUCAAAAUUCCAGGCCGGGAGGCUACCCUCGGGGGCCCGGUCGUUAGAAGAGGGCUUCCUGUCGUGCGUACGGACAUACUGGAAAUAGGCGUAUCUCGGGACGGCUUUUGGUUUCUGUGUUCAUUCUCUGUCGCUACGCCCUAUACGUUGGUUGUGUACGACGCGUCCCGGACCGAAGCGAAUUCCUCGAAUCUCGCCAACAUGUACAACACGAAAUCUCGGCGGACGACCAUCUCUUUUGUUCAUUUCUAUUUUGAGGAAAACGAAAUUGUUGGGAGGGGAACAGACCAUAGGGGCGGAUGGCGGAUCCGGACAGCAGCAUACUAUUUUACUUCUUUUUCUCCUUC